GCCGCGCGAGGCUCUCCACGGCCCCGCGCGCCCAGAGGCUGCAGCGGGGCCCGGCGAGCGAGGAGGGUGGCGGGCGUACGCCAGGGGGUGCGUGGUGAGGGAAGGCUGUGGGGCCGCCGCACCCGCCCCGCCCCGCUCGCUUGGUCGGUCGGUCCCGCCACUGCCCCGCAAUGUGAGGAGUCAGCAAGUUUCCCAGCGGCCGCUGAAUCUCCGAUGGGGGUGGACCGCAUUGCGCAGGCGCGGCUCGGCCAGGGCCGGUGUGGGGCACGCUGGGAGUUAUAGUCGGCGGGCGGCGCUGCGGGGCCGCGGCGCUGGCAGCGGCACUACGAGUCCCGCAACACCCUGCGCGGGCGGCGCUGCGAGGAGCCCGAGUUGAAGCGGGCGGUGGUGGUGCGGCCCCCUCCCCCGCCCCCUGCAGGGAGCAGCGCGGAAGGCGGGAGUGGCCGAGCGGCGCAGCGAUGGUGGCGGGCGGGGGCGCCCGGCGCGGGGGGCGCUGAGCCGGCGCCGCCGCCCGCGCCCCAUGGACGGCAGACAUGGACUACGAGUUCAAGUCCAAGCUGGCGGCCGAGCGCGAGCGGGUGGAGGACCUCUUCGAGUACGAGGGCUGUAAAGUGGGCAGGGGCACCUACGGACACGUCUACAAGGCCCGGCGCAAGGACGGAAAAGAUGAAAAGGAGUAUGCACUGAAGCAAAUUGAAGGUACAGGGAUAUCCAUGUCGGCCUGUAGAGAGAUUGCACUUUUACGAGAAUUGAAGCACCCUAAUGUCAUUGCGUUACAGAAGGUUUUCCUUUCUCACAGUGACAGAAAGGUUUGGCUGCUGUUUGAUUAUGCCGAACAUGAUUUGUGGCAUAUUAUCAAGUUUCACCGUGCCUCAAAAGCAAAUAAAAAACCCAUGCAGUUGCCAAGAUCUAUGGUUAAAUCACUACUCUACCAGAUCCUUGAUGGAAUACAUUACCUCCAUGCAAACUGGGUGCUUCACAGAGACCUGAAACCAGCAAACAUUCUGGUAAUGGGAGAAGGUCCUGAAAGAGGAAGAGUCAAAAUAGCUGACAUGGGUUUUGCCAGAUUGUUCAAUUCACCUCUAAAACCAUUAGCAGAUUUGGAUCCAGUCGUGGUGACAUUCUGGUACAGAGCUCCAGAACUGUUACUUGGUGCCAGGCAUUACACGAAGGCCAUUGAUAUAUGGGCAAUUGGCUGCAUAUUUGCUGAACUAUUGACUUCAGAACCUAUUUUUCACUGUCGUCAGGAAGACAUCAAAACAAGUAAUCCUUUUCAUCAUGAUCAGCUAGAUCGCAUUUUCAGCGUAAUGGGAUUCCCUGCAGAUAAAGACUGGGAAGAUAUAAGGAAGAUGCCAGAAUACCCUACACUUCAAAAAGACUUUAGGAGAACAACAUAUGCCAAUAGUAGCCUCAUAAAAUACAUGGAGAAACACAAGGUCAAGCCUGACAGUAAAGUUUUCCUUUUGCUUCAAAAACUUCUCACUAUGGAUCCUACAAAGAGAAUUACCUCAGAGCAGGCUUUGCAGGAUCCCUACUUCCAGGAGGAUCCACUACCUACAUCAGAUGUGUUUGCUGGCUGUCAGAUUCCUUAUCCAAAACGAGAAUUCCUCAAUGAGGAUGAACCCGAAGAGAAAGGGGAUAAGAAUCAGCAGCAGCAGAAUCAGCAUCAGCAACAAACAGCACCUCAGCAGCAACAGCAAGCAGCACCUCAGCAGCAGCAACAGCAACAAAACAGUACCCAGACAAAUGGGACGGCAGGAGGAGGUGGAGCAGGAGGAGGGGGCACUGGGGCAGGACUCCAGCAUAGCCAGGACUCCGGCCUCAAUCAGGUGCCUCCAAAUAAGAAACCACGCAUAGGGCCUUCAGGCACUAACUCAGGCGGGCCUGUUAUGCCUUCAGAUUAUCAGCACUCCAGCUCACGCCUGAGUUACCAAAGCAACAUUCAGGGAUCUUCUCAGUCCCAGAGUACAAUGGGCUAUUCCACAUCAUCUCAGCAGAGCUCUCAGUAUCACCAGUCUCAUCAAUCUCACAGGUACUGAGAGGCCUAAUAGACUGUGCUUGGAAAGGAAUGGACUAAAAGCCAGAAGACUCCAGCAAUAUGAAGUUCAUAAUAAUGAGAAGAACCAAAAAUGCAAACUGCGAUGCAGAUUUAAAAUUCACAAUUACAAGAGGAAAACUUUAGUUACUGAAGAUUUUUUUUCAGACAACUCUGUCUUUUCAUCAUUGCCAUAAAGGAGAUUCUUGUGAAGUGCCCCCCAGCUUCCCCUCGCAUGUGUCCUGUUGUGGUUACUCUGAUGAAAUCUUCUGAUCUGAACCCAGCACUUAACUUCUUUAACUUUUGGAAUUUUUGAAGGAUUCCUGGUGCACCUUUCUCAUGCUGUAUUGAUCGCCAUAAGUCUAUCUUUGCAAAUCUCUUUAAUGGGAUUUUACAGUUUUAAAAUCUUGAACUCCCAGGCUUUCAAGCUUGUAUAUAGUUAGUUUUUUACUAGGCAAACCAGUUUAGCUAUACAAGUAUAAUGCACCUUUUUAAAGCACUAUGUUAUUUUCACAGGAUAUUACUGUUUUGCUCAUGGAUGUCAAGAAAAGCGAAUUUUACUGUUCCAGAGUAUUUUACUAUUCUGUUUUUAUUAAUCUAGUUUUCAGGCAAGGUCUUAAAAAAAAAAAUUAAAAUAAAAUAAAAAAAAAUAAAGGAAAGAAAAGAAAAGAAAAAAAAGUACCCAACCCAAGUCUCUGCAGCAGCUAAUAUGCUGCAUGCUACUGGACCGAACACCAAACAGAAGAUCAUGAAUGUUUUUUAAAUCAUUCAUAUUGAAUCCCAUUGAUUACAGCUAUCACCUUCUAAGUAGCUUUGAAUUAAACAUUAUUUUAAAUUAGACCAUGAUGGUUACAUGAAAAGGAGAUGGCCUUCAGGGCUCUGCUGGAACAAAGCAAUGGAACAUCUUCCCUGGUUGUGCACCCAGAAUAGCCAGGAAUAUGCAUUGACUGGCCUCACGUCUUGAUAGAAGAGAGUGUGGGGAUGAAGGGCUUGUCUUUCUGUUAAACAGCUCUUUAGUAUGUUCUGUAAAUCCUGCUUUUGAUGUUGCAGUCUCUUUUGUUGGUUUCCCUGAAUCAUUUAUCUAAAUACAGAAAAUAUUAAGACUUAUAAAGAACAAAGAAGUAUCCGUCUUUACAUAGGAUCAUUACAUUUAAGUAAAAAUAUUGUACAUUUUAAAGAGCAUGUUAAAAACUGUUCUAGUUUCUCAUGUUUAUAGUGGAUAUUCUGUAUUCUUCCCAUUGCUGUGAUUAUCCCAGAUUAGUUACACCAGAUGCACUUGAUUGCACUGAAAUAGGUUGGGGUUUUAUUUGGUGUUUUUUUUCCCCUUCCCCCAAGAGCAAAUAUAUUUUGAUUGUGCCUGAGGACUGUAAGUGGAUGGAUAACAGGCAGGCUAUGCCAGGUAAAUAAUCAGCAUUCACAAGCAUAAUCAGAGGACCACAAUUCAAUUAAUGAAGCCUCAGCUAUUCAGAGAAACGUAACAUAACUUGAGGCAGCUCCAUUUUAUAUUUCAUUGCUUAAAGAAGGCUCAUGAUUCUCAUUGCACUAAAACUGGAAAGACAUUUAUUUACUUUAAAAUGUUACGAGCUGGAUAAGCAGCCCCCGGCUUUUUUAAUUGAUUGCUGAAAAAAAGGUAGCAGAAGGAGCAAGCUAUGUAUAAAAAGGGCAUAUUAUUGGAAUUUACACUUUACAGUGUGGUCUCUUCUGUCUGACUCCGUGUUCUAGCCCGAAUCCAUGUGAGAAUUUAGAUGUAAAGCAGUAAACAUUUCACAAUAAAUUAGUGGUAGAUGUUAGCAGGGUGUUAGAUAUGUAUGCCCCAAGGAGAAUAUUCAUUCAUCCCAGUCAUACAAGAAUGAUAAAUAUUUCUGUGGAGACUGAUCUUUCAUCCCUGCAAAAAUCUUUUAUUUUAAUAAGCAGUUGGAAAUGUAUGUGGUUUGGCCAGAUCAUGGGCCACAUGACUUCGAUGACAUUGGUCUUCUCAGAGAAGUGUCUGGAGGUAAAAUUAAAUUUAAAAUGAGUGAAAGAGCAGUGAAAAUGAAAUGGAGCAAUUUGAAGAGAAAUAUUGCCAAUUGUUAUUAGGACAAAACCAUCUCCUACUGAAUACUUUUCAUCUUUAUUCUCUAUGAUAUUAUGUGCCAUGUGUAUCUGAGUAACUUUGUUGGUGGGAACUGAUUUUCAUUGGUUCUUUACUUGAGUUCAGUGAAUCUGCUAGGGUUAAAAUCUUUUCCAGGAUUAAUUACCCCAAGUUUUUAUUGAAGUUAGGAGGAGCCGCAUGGCUGUAUCUGAGGAACAAUUUGGCCCCUGCCAACAACAUUGUUGGAUAUUCUUGUGAUUGGCUUCCACAUUUCUGACUAGCAGCCCUUGAUAUAUGCUGCUUUGUCGUCUCCUCUUCUCACCCCUCUAUCCAGUCAAAGCACUAUUGUCUCUUUGAGCAUAAUUGUUUAAUAUUUAUACUCUUUGCCACCUUUUCAAAGUACUGGUAAUGGCAGGAGGUGGAAAGGGACAAGUCUUCUCCUGGCUGAGUUGGAUUCCUGUGGUCCCAACAAAGUUAAAUUUUAGUGUAGGUUCACGUAUGUACGAAGUGUGAAGAUUCACAGCAUUGUAAUAUGCUUUAAUUCAGUGAGCUUCCAUCCCCUAGAAUGACUGCCAUGAGCUGAAUAAGUAUUUCUUUAUUUGCUUAAUCUAAAUCACUUAUUGUGCUCCAGUGCCCUGCCGCUUCUGCGCGCAUUCAUAAAACUGAACUAACUCCUCCAUUGCCUUCCAGGUAAAAGCUGAAUGGGGAAUAGAUAAAGGGAAAGGUUACUGUUGGAAAUGUUUACUGUGCACACUUACUUCCUUUCCUCUGCCAGUUGGUUUUUGGAUGUUUGGUCUUUUCUGGUGAGUUAUAUGUGACUUUCAAGAUGGAUGGGAGCCAGCCGCAAGAUGAAGCAGCCUUGUUUUGGGGGGUGAUUUCACAAGGGAAAAAUGCUCUUUUUGUCGAAAGGUUAAUCAGGUAAUCUGUUGUGAGAAACCAGGAGCAUGUAUAUUUUUGUGCCUGGUCAGUUAUAGCAGUUGAUACAUACUGGUAUUCCCUUUUUUAUCCUUACCCUGAACCUCUGUGUGCCCCCACAAAACCUGAAACCUAGUACAGGCACUCCUCACUUAAUGACCGAGUUCUGUUCCUGCGACUAGGUCAUUAAGCGAAUUGGUCGAUAAGCGACGAGCCGCCCCUUGAUACUGCGUGCCUUGGCUUGAGACGCCGUGCUGCCGUUUCAAAGACCAAAGUGCUCGUACUUACGACCAAAGUUCUCGUACUCACGACCAGUUCUCGCUGGUCGUAAGUCCGUGUGGUCAUUAAACAGGUAGGUCGUUAAGUGAGGAGCACCUGUAAUGGAAAGUGAUACCAAUAAGCCUUUUUUCCCAUUCCCUUGGUGAUGCAUUUGGACCAUCCAGUAUCAUUCUGCGAUGUUUCUGCUCUGGCCUUUGGAGGAAACACAAAAGUGGGGAAUAGGAUUAGCAGCAUAGUCUACAUUGAUGAAGUUUAUGUAGCACAAACUGCACAAUGAAGGAAGAAUAUUGUGAAAGCCGUGAGUCCUGCACUGUAUCUGUGACACUGUAUCUUUUUUUGGGGGGUGGGGGGGAGGGAAGAGCAUUCUGAGAGGGGAUAGGGGGGAAGCUUGAAGUAUUCAAAUGUGUAUAAUAUUUUAUAUAAACAUAAUCUUAGUUCCCCUUCAUAAUCUUCAGUAAUGGUACUUAUACACCAUUAAGCAAAGAAUUGUUUUAGGGUUAAAUAAAUGUAUUGUACAUAAGGCCAUAUGUAAUCUUUUAAAAAUGUCGCCACACAGCAGCGAUAUGUAUUACUAUAUGAAAAAAGUCCUUAAUGCACUGUUAUCUCCUAAAUAUUUAGUAGUAAAUUAAUACUAUUUAAUUUUUUUAAAAAUCUGUCUUGUGUAGACACUAAAAGUAUUACACAAAAUGUGGGCAGAAGAUGUCCUUUUUAACAGCAAUUUAAAGAACUUUUUAUAUAUGUAAUGUAGUAUACUUUCAAAUUGUUCUAGCUGUAUUUUCCCAUGUUUACUAUUUGUGGACAUUUGCCUGUCUCACUUCAGUUAUUUUUUAUUAUUAUUAUUUCCUGCACGCAUCCCUCAUUUUUGUAGUUUUAUUAGAGAUUUCCGCAGCAGAGCUUUCCUGUUCUAGCUCUGUGGUGGGCACUUACAGCAGUGCCCCUGCUGAUGGACUUCAAGAACCACAGGGCAAAAUAUUUGUUUCCCAUUUUGCAGUUAAAGAGUUUACUGCUUUUAAGUUGUCCUGAUGUCACUCUUGAAAUGACUGUUAAAACAAAACUAUGAGUUCAUUGCAUUUAUUUUAUAUUCUUGGUUGUAAUGAAAUUAAAUUGACUUUGCUUCAGUGUGAAUUUUUUAAAUAAAAAUAAUAUACAUUUGUAAUAAUAAUAAAAUGUUCAAAUCAGAUAA
Messenger RNA from Alligator mississippiensis (American alligator), 6483 nucleotides. RefSeq names its product cyclin dependent kinase 19 (gene CDK19). NCBI's taxonomy places the organism in Eukaryota, Metazoa, Chordata, Crocodylia, Alligatoridae. Gene Ontology annotation, biological process: protein phosphorylation. The coding region runs from base 534 to 2039 and encodes 501 amino acids. Gene Ontology annotation, cellular component: mediator complex; nucleus; cytosol. Gene Ontology annotation, molecular function: cyclin-dependent protein serine/threonine kinase activity; ATP binding; RNA polymerase II CTD heptapeptide repeat kinase activity. The record is from RefSeq and is a predicted model, not a curated record. The transcript has 13 exons.